AUGGAUGUUAUUUUAAUUCUUGCUAUUGUACUUCUUAUUGUAUUUAUUGGAGCUUUAUUUUAUGCUAAAAAACAUCCAACAGAGCAACAACAAAAUAAUCGUGAACCACCUCCAAUUCAACGGCGUCCAAUUGAUGAUAAUCGACCAAGAGCAGCACAAAUUCGUCGUCGUAGACAAUUUAAUCCAGCACAUGGAUAUGAUGCUGGAGCACAAAAUGAUAAUGAUGAUGCAGAUGAUUUUGAUCCAACAACGAUAGAUGAUCCAGUUGACAUUGAUCCUAAAAUGGGUACUAAGAAAAGAUUAAAACUAGAAGCAAAAGCUGAAAAAAAUCGACAACGUGAACAAGAAUUAGUUGAACGUCGUGAAAGAAAAGAACGAGAAGAAAAAUUAGCUGAAGAACGACGUAAAAAAGAAUUAGAAGAAGAACAACGUGAAAAAGAAGAACAAGAAGAAGAACGUCGAAGAAAAGAAGAACGUGAACGUAAAGAAUAUGAAGAAUAUCUUGAAUUAAAAAAAGGAUUUACUAUUGACGAAGAAGGUCAUGAUCAAAAUCCAGAUGAUAUUGAUAAUCAAUCAGCACUUAAUCAAUUUGUUGAAUAUAUUAAAACAGCCAAAUUCAUGUAUCUUGAUGAGUUAGCUGCACAAUUUAAACUUCGAACUCAAGAUGUAAUUGAUCGUUUAAAAUAUCUUCAAGAAACAGGUACUAUAACUGGUUUAUUUGAUGAUCGUGGUAAAUAUAUUUAUUUAACACGUGAUGAAAUGGAACGUGUAACAAAAGCAAUUCGUCAACGUGGUCGAAUAUCAUUUAGUGAUUUAUCAAAAAUAAGUAAUGAACUUAUUGAUUUUAGUGGUACACGAACCGUUAAUGAUAAAUUAUUAGAAACUGAUGAUACAGCAAGUUAA
This is a messenger RNA of Rotaria sordida, 903 nucleotides long. The record is from the annotation of a GenBank genome assembly. NCBI's taxonomy places the organism in Eukaryota, Metazoa, Rotifera, Eurotatoria, Philodinida, Philodinidae.